AUGGCUGCCCUUCCUCAGUACGACUAUCUUUUUGCCUUUGGCACCAUCUUUGCUUUCCUCGAUGCGUGGAACAUUGGUGCCAACGAUGUUGCCAACUCAUGGGCGACGUCCGUCGCUUCGAGGUCCAUCUCCUACCUCUACGCCAUGUGUGCCGCCUCCGUCAUGGAGUUUGCCGGCGCCAUGGGUGUUGGUGCUCGCGUUGCCGACACGAUCCGCACCAAGAUUGUCGACACGGAGCAGUACAACGAUGACCCCGCCGUCCUCAUGCUGGGCAUGGUCUGCGCCGUCGUCGCCUCUUCCCUCUACCUGACCUUCGCCACCAAGGUCGGCUUUCCCGUCUCCACCACCCACUCCAUCCUCGGCGGUGUCAUCGGCAUGGGCGUCGCCAGUGUCGGCGCGAAGAACAUUCUCUGGGUCGGCUCCGGCGGCGGCACCAACGUCAUCAGCACUGGUGUCGUCCAGGUCUUCAUGGCUUGGAUCAUCGCCCCCUGCCUGUCCGCCAUCUUCGGUGCCAUCAUCUUCUCCAUCACAAAGUACGCUGUCCUGCUGAGGACGAACCCUGCCAUGAAGGGCCUCUUUGUCGUGCCCAUCUACUUUGCCAUCACCGGCAUGCUCAUUACCAUGCUGCUCAUCUGGAAGGGCGGCUCGUACGAGAUCAACCUCACCGACCAGGAGAUUCCCGGUGUCAUCGUCGCCGCCGGCAGCGCCUGGGGUCUCCUGAUCGCCACCUUUCUGUGCCCCUGGCUGUACCGUGUCGUCAUUCGCGAGGAUUGGGAGAUGAAGUGGUACCACAUGUUCAAGGGGCCCUUCCUUCUCCGCCGCGGCGAGGUGCCUCCCGCGCCCGCCAACUUCCAGGGCCCCAUCCGCAACUUCUACGCCGGCCGCCUGACACCCGAGCAGCUCGCCGCCCGUCGCGCCGAUGGUGUCGCCGGGGGCGACGUCGACGUCGAGGCCGCCCAGCCCACCGUCGCCGGCGAGAAGGCCAUUGGCUCGACGGCGGCGCUCGCUGCCGCGUCGGAGCCCGAGGCCAUGCCCGAGCACAAGAGCCUCGUCGGCCCCAAGCCCGAGGGCAAGUGGAACACCAAGCCCGUGCUGUUCUGGUACGUCAAGUACGCGCUGCUGCACGGCGUCGACAAGGACGUCGUCGGCUCGCAGAACGACAAGGGCGCCAUCGGCGGCGACCUCGAGGAGAUCCACGCGCGCGCGACGCACUACGACAACCGCACCGAGUUUCUCUUCACGUUCCUGCAGAUCAUGACGGCGUGCUCGGCCUCGUUCGUGCACGGCGCCAACGACGUGUCCAACGCCAUCGGGCCCUACGCCACCAUUUUCGAGAUUUGGCAAAAGGGCUUCAUCCCGCCCGCCGAUAAGGCCCAGGUCCCGCUGUGGAUCCUCGCCUUUGGCGGCGGCGGCAUCGUCAUCGGCAUCUGGACCUACGGCUACAACAUUAUGCGCAACCUCGGCAACCGCCUGACGCUGCAGUCGCCGACGCGAGGCUUCUCCAUCGAGCUCGGCUCCGUCGUCACCAUUAUCCUCGCCACCCGCCUCAAGCUGCCCAUCUCCACGACCCAGUGCCUCACCGGCGCCACCGUCGGCGUCGGCCUCUGCAACGGCGACUGGCGCGCCAUCAACUGGCGCAUGGUCCUUUGGAUCUAUGCCGGUUGGUUCUUGACUCUUCCCGUGACAGGCCUCAUCUCCGGCUCGCUGCUGGCCAUCAUCGUCAAUGCCCCGCGCUGGUCGUGA
This is a messenger RNA of Verticillium dahliae VdLs.17, 1743 nucleotides long. Its product is annotated as phosphate-repressible phosphate permease. The transcript is spliced from 2 exons. The coding region runs from base 1 to 1743 and encodes 580 amino acids. The record is from RefSeq and is a predicted model, not a curated record. NCBI's taxonomy places the organism in Eukaryota, Fungi, Ascomycota, Sordariomycetes, Glomerellales, Plectosphaerellaceae. Gene Ontology annotation, biological process: phosphate ion transmembrane transport. Gene Ontology annotation, cellular component: membrane.